AGUGUCACACCCACGUGAGAAAGCUAAAGCUAAAACCCCCCUUAUUGUUCCCACAUUUAUAAUUUGGGAAUUCCUCAUUUCCAAUAUUCUUUCGGUAAUUGUCAUUUCAAUCACACUGCUCUACUCUCUGUAUAUAUAACUGCCUUCUUGCCCCCUCUUUCUUCUACUUAAGCUGGUCACAAUUUACUUGCUCCUCCACGCUAAAAUCCUGAAAGCCUUCAGUUAUUUAGAAGAAUUUUAGCCAAAGUAUGGGUUCCCAGGAAAGAAUAAAGACAGUGAAAAGUUUGCAGAGAAGCUACUUUGAUGUGCUGGGUCUAUGCUGUUCUUCAGAGGUGCCUUUGAUUGAGAACAUCCUCAAGCCUCUUGAAGGUGUCAAGGAGGUGUCGGUGAUUGUCACCACAAGAACAGUUAUUGUUGUUCAUGACAACCUCCUCAUUUCUCAGAUUCAAAUAGUUAAGGCUUUAAAUCAAGCAAGGCUAGAGGCAAACGUUAGAGUAUAUGGGGAGGAGAAUUACAAGAAAAAAUGGCCAAGCCCAUUUGCAAUUGCUUGUGGAUUAUUGCUUUCACUAUCAUUUUUGAAAUAUGUGUAUCAUCCGCUGCAAUGGUUGGCUGUUGGAGCAGUUGCUAUUGGUAUCAUUCCAAUUACUCUGAAAGUAAUGGUGUCUAUUCGGAAUCUUAGGAUUGAUAUCAACAUUCUUAUGAUGAUUGCAGUGAUAGGGACACUUGCUAUGAAUGAUUAUUUGGAAGCUGGCACUAUUGUCUUCUUGUUCAUCAUUGCAGAAUGGCUUGAGUCAAGGGCAGGCCACAAGGCACAUGCAGUGAUGUCCUCGUUGAUGAAUAUGGCCCCUCAGAAAGCUGUCAUGGCUGAAACUGGAGAAGUUGUGGACGCUGAUGAGGUGAAAUUGAAUGCUGUUCUAGCCAUUAAGGCUGGUGAAGUAAUACCCAUUGAUGGAGUUGUAGUGGAAGGCCAAUGUGAAGUUGAUGAAAAAGCUCUAACUGGAGAGUCAUUCCCUGUUGCCAAAGAAAAGGACUCAACUGUUUGGGCUGGUACCAUCAAUUUAAAUGGGUAUGUUUGUGUAAAAACCACUGCUCUAGCUGAAGACUGUGUUGUGGCUAAAAUGGCAAAGCUUGUAGAAGAGGCUCAAAAAAGCAAAACCGCAACUCAGAGACUAAUUGACAAAUGUGCCAAGUUUUAUACCCCAGCUGUUCUAAUCAUAUCAGCUGGUUUUGCGGUGAUACCACUUGCGUUGAAAGUACAUAAUCUCAACCAUUGGUUUCACUUAGCAUUGGUUGUUCUGGUAAGUGCAUGCCCUUGUGCACUUAUCCUGUCUACACCUGUUGCAACUUUCUGUGCGCUUACAAAGGCAGCCACAUCUGGUCUUCUAAUCAAAGGGGGUGACUAUCUUGAAACUCUUGCCAAAAUAAAGGUAGCAGCAUUUGACAAAACUGGGACAAUAACAAAAGGUGAAUUUGUAGUGACUGAUUUUCGUUCCCUCCGUGAUGAUAUUAGCUUGAACACAUUGAUUUACUGGGUUUCCAGCAUUGAGAGCAAGUCAAGUCAUCCAAUGGCUGCUGCACUGGUGGACCAUGCUAGGUCACUUAAGAUUGAGCCAAAGCCUGAAAAUGUGGGGGAAUUCCAAAAUUUUCCUGGAGAAGGGAUUCAUGGCAACAUUGAUGGUCAUGAUAUUUACAUUGGAAACAGAAAAAUUGCUUUGAGAGCUGGGUGCAGAACAGUUCCUGCCUUAGAGGGUGAUAAGUUGGAAGGAAAGACCAUUGGUUACAUAUACUGUGGAGCAACCCCAGCUGGAAUUUUCAGUCUCUCUGAUGCUUGUCGAAUUGGGGUUCUAGAUGCAAUCAGGGAGCUGAAGUUAAUGGGUAUAGAAACUGCUAUGCUUACCGGAGACAGUCAUGCAGCAGCAACUCAUGCACAAGAACAGCUGGAUCAUGCACUAGAGAUAGUUCGUGCAGAACUUCUGCCCGAAGACAAGGCAAGAACCAUCGGAGAAUUUAAAAAGAAAGGACCAACAGCCAUGAUUGGAGAUGGUGUAAAUGACGCCCCUGCAUUGGCCACGGCUGAUAUUGGUAUCUCAAUGGGCAUUUCGGGCUCAGCUCUGGCAACCGAAACUGGACAAGUGAUUCUUAUGUCAAAUGACCUUAGAAAGAUACCAGAAGCCAUCCAAUUGGCAAAAAAGGCUCACAGGAAAGUCAUUGUGAACAUUUUAUUGUCAAUCACUACUAAGUCCGCUAUCCUUGCUUUGGCCUUUGCUGGUCAUCCGCUCGUUUGGGCAGCAGUUCUUGCUGAUGUUGGCACAUGUUUGCUAGUCAUUCUUAACAGCAUGCUGCUUCUGCGAGGUACCCAAAAACAUAGGGGAACUUGCAACAAAUCUUCUACUGCAAAGCAUACACAUAAAAAUGGAUGCAAUGCCACUCAUAGUAGCUCCUCUCAUCACCAUCAUUCACAAGAGAAACAUCACAAUUGCUGCUCUGACAACAAAGCUCAAAUAGUGUCUCAACCCCAGAAGUGUUCUUCUAUGGAAUGUGCUGCAAAGUGUAAGUCUAUCCGUUUGAAUUCAAACUCAUGUGGGACCAACAAUUGCAUGGAUUCAGCUGCGAGCCAUGAUAAAUGUGUAAGCAGUGAACAUCACGAGGCAAAUCAUUGUCUGGAGUUGCAUGAAGGGCAAAACGAAUGUCGUUCAGUCCCUCAAAACUUGGGCUCUUGUACAAAAGAAGAAUGUAAAAAUUUGAUAGAAAGUCAAGGUGAUUGUGUAAAAGGAGAUCGUUUCCAUGUGGCCCAACACUGCAACCAUUCUACUCCUUCAGAAGGAAGACAAAACAUUACAAAUGAUGGUCACUGCCACUCAAACCAUAGUAGAAAGAACCAUACUGACAAUGAAGCAUCAGGAAAAACGGUAGUGUCAUGUUGCCACCAUCCGCAACAAAUGCAGGAGAUUCAUCAUGAAUUGCAUGAGUGUUGUAAAAAUCACAAUGCACCACUUCAAACCACAGUUGAUAUUGACUAUGUGGAAUCAACAUCUACGAAUGCUAUGGAAAAGAGAGAGACGGAUGACUGUUGCAAAGGCCAUAGGAAGCAUCUGGAAAGACAAAACAUUCCAAAUGAUGGUCACUGCCACUCAAACCAUUGUGGAAAGAAUCAUACUGACAAUGGAGCAUCAGGAAAGAUGGCAGUGUCAAGUUGCCACCAUCAGCAACCAGAGAUUCAUCCUAACUUGCACGAGUGUUGUAAAGAUAAAAAUGCACCACUUCACACCACUAUUGGUGGGUGUUGCAAGAGCUACAUGGAGGAAUGUUGUGGCAAGCAUGGACAUAUUGCAGCCAACUUUGGAGGAGGCUUAUCAGAAAUUGUUACGGAAUCUUAGAAUAAGGCUAAAUACUUAGAUUGCUACAUGCUUUUUUCUUCUGCAAUAUUAUAGGUUGAUGAAAAGGGCAUUGGCAUUUGUAAGAACCUCAAUUAACGAAUGAAAUGAAAAGGUUUAUAUUAUUACAA
This is a messenger RNA of Quercus robur (English oak), 3505 nucleotides long. Its product is annotated as putative inactive cadmium/zinc-transporting ATPase HMA3. Gene Ontology annotation, molecular function: metal ion binding; ATP binding; ATPase-coupled monoatomic cation transmembrane transporter activity. The record is from RefSeq and is a predicted model, not a curated record. Gene Ontology annotation, biological process: monoatomic cation transport. The transcript is spliced from 10 exons. The coding region runs from base 249 to 3377 and encodes 1042 amino acids. Gene Ontology annotation, cellular component: membrane. NCBI's taxonomy places the organism in Eukaryota, Viridiplantae, Streptophyta, Magnoliopsida, Fagales, Fagaceae.